Messenger RNA from Colletotrichum graminicola M1.001, 1542 nucleotides. RefSeq names its product tannase and feruloyl esterase. The coding region runs from base 1 to 1542 and encodes 513 amino acids. NCBI's taxonomy places the organism in Eukaryota, Fungi, Ascomycota, Sordariomycetes, Glomerellales, Glomerellaceae. The record is from RefSeq and is a predicted model, not a curated record. The transcript has 3 exons.
AUGUUAACAGCAGUGUGUACACCAGUGACUUUUGGAAACCUUUCCUUUUUUGGAGCUGAGGUGCUCUCUCUGGAGGCAAACUUAGUCUCCAACUACAGCGUUUCAGUUCCUACUACGUAUCGCUUCACUCAACCGGCCAUAGAAGUGGUGAACGCCGUAUUCUGCAACGUGACGGUAACCUACACACACCCAGGACAGGGCGAUAAUGUUGCUGUUGAAGCCUGGCUUCCGCCAGACGGUUGGAACGGGCGCCUCCAGGCCGUCGGAGGUGGCGGCUGGGUUGCGGGACGCUCGAUAUUUGACAUCGCUAUGGGCGGAGCGCUGGGUGACGGCUAUGCAGCAAUAUCAACCGAUGCUGGACUGAGGAAUGCAGAGGAUCCAUCUACGUGGGCGCUGCUGAGCCCCGGAAAUGUUAACCUCUACAACCUGCAGAACCUUGCGUCAGUUUCUUUGAAUGAUACGGCAGUCAUUGGAAAGGCACUUGUUAAGUCCUACUACGGCCGCGGACCGGAUUAUACCUACUGGAAUGGCUGCUCGCAAGGUGGUCGGCAGGGGCUCAUGCUAGCCCAGCGGUACCCAACAGCCUUUGACGGCAUUGCAGCGGGCGCGCCGGCAAUUUACUGGACAGAAAUUUUCCCUAGCAUGCUGUGGCCGCAACAGACGAUGAACAUGCUGGGUGAAUAUCCUUACCCGUGCGAGAUACAGGCCAUCACAGCAGCAGCAGUCUCCGCCUGCGACGGGCUAGAUGGUAUAACCGACGGAAUCAUUAGCAAGACCAACGACUGCUUAGCUAGCUUUGACCCCUUUGACCUAGUUGGCCAACAAAUCAACUGCACCCAAGCGCCUACAAUCGGCUCGGCUGCGGCGGCUGUAGUCAACGCGACAUGGCAGGGGAGACACGACGCACAGGGCGUGCAGAGGUGGUUUGGGUUAAACCCAGGUACCGACCUAUCUAUCGGCGUUGCAAUGACGAACUGCACAGGAGAAACGUGCCAGGGCGUACCGCUGUCAAUCGCCACAGAGUGGAUUUCGCUCUUUGUUGCACGUGGUGGAGGAAUCAAUAUCUCUAACCUGAGCCAUAUUGAAUUCGAUUCACUAGCUCCUCAGAGCCGGCAAUGGUACAAUUCAGUAAUCGACACUGACGACGCCGACUUAUCUGCCUUUCAAAACGCCGGUGGUAAGCUCAUUACCUUCCACGGUCUUGUUGAUGAAACGAUCCCCUCGAGGAGCACCUCCAAGUACUACAACGAAGUUUCAGCCCUAAUUCCAAGUAUAAACGACUUCUACCGCCACUUCGAGGUGCCCGGUAUGGGCCACUGUGCCGGACGUCAAAGCGGGGAACCGACUAGCCUCUUUGAUCAGCUGCGCGCAUGGGUUGAGAACGGCACCGCGCCGGACCACUCGUCGAUUAAGGUCACUGGCUUGGACGGAGCUGAGCAAAGCCGGAUCUUGUGCCCGUAUCCCCAGGAUGUCGUCUUCGAUCAGGAUUGCGGCGCCGAAGGUGAAGCUCGGUGCUGGUCGUGUUCUGAGUCUACUCCCUAG